Messenger RNA from Aspergillus viridinutans, 1134 nucleotides. Its product is annotated as fatty acid alpha-hydroxylase. Lineage: Eukaryota; Fungi; Ascomycota; Eurotiomycetes; Eurotiales; Aspergillaceae. The record is from RefSeq and is a predicted model, not a curated record. The coding region runs from base 1 to 1134 and encodes 377 amino acids. The transcript has 3 exons. Gene Ontology annotation, cellular component: membrane; endoplasmic reticulum. Gene Ontology annotation, molecular function: fatty acid 2-hydroxylase activity; heme binding; iron ion binding. Gene Ontology annotation, biological process: fatty acid metabolic process; lipid biosynthetic process.
AUGCCUGGGAAGAUUCUGCCAACAUUCACACCCGCCGAGGUCGAUUCCCACAACCACGCCAAAUCUUGCUACGUGACCUUGGGCUCCAAGGUUUACGAUGUCACGUCCUUUCUCAAUGACCACCCGGGAGGCGGGGACUUAAUCCUCGAAUAUGCUGGUAAAGAUGUGAAGGAGAUCUUGCGGGAUGAGGCCUCUCACAAUCAUUCUGAGGCGGCUUACGAAAUACUAGAGGACCUUCUUGUUGGGUUCCUCGAUACGAAAUCUAUCGGAAAGACAGCAGAUACAAACGGGUCAGCUACAGAAGGGGCUGAAGAUGAUUCGCGGCCAGUGUAUGCUACGACAGGCAUGUCGCGCGAAGAGGACCUGUCCGUUGAAACAGACCUCACCAAGGAUUAUCAGACUUUCAAAUUUCUAGACCUCAACAAGCCAUUGCUUCUUCAGCUCUGGAAUAGUGGCUUCAGCAAAGAGUUCUAUCUGGAGCAGAUCCACCGGCCGCGCCACUAUAAGGGAGGAGAGUCGGCACCCUUAUUUGGAAACUUCCUGGAGCCCCUGAGCAAGACCGCGUGGUAUGUGGUUCCUUUGCUCUGGCUUCCUCCAGUCACCUACGGAAGUUUUGUUGGAUUUGCUGGACUGGGAAAUGUCCCUGCAGCAGCCUGCUACUGGCUGUUUGGUCUUUUUCUUUGGACCUUGAUCGAAUAUCUCAUGCACAGAUUCCUCUUUCACAUUGACGGAUAUCUUCCUGAUAACCGAGUCGGUAUCACCCUCCAUUUCCUUCUGCACGGAAUCCACCAUUAUUUGCCAAUGGAUAAAUAUCGACUUGUGAUGCCACCAGCUUUGUUCGUGAUUCUGGCCACGCCCUUCUGGAAACUGGCUCAUACAAUCUUCUUUUAUAACUGGUACGCUGCGGUCACAGUUUUCUGUGGUGGCGUAUUUGGAUAUAUCUGUUAUGAUAUGACACAUUACUUCCUCCACCACCGCAACUUGCCCGCCUAUUACAAGUCACUCAAGAAGUAUCACCUUGAGCACCACUUUGCCGACUAUGAAAACGGCUUUGGUGUCACAAGUCGCUUCUGGGAUCGAGUGUUUGGCACUGAGCUCCAAACCCCACCACCCAAGGGCGCGAAAGCUCAAUGA